Messenger RNA from Knipowitschia caucasica, 2664 nucleotides. NCBI's taxonomy places the organism in Eukaryota, Metazoa, Chordata, Actinopteri, Gobiiformes, Gobiidae. The record is from the annotation of a GenBank genome assembly.
AUGAGGAAGAAAGUAGAGACAGAGCUGGAGAGACUCACCAAGCAGGGGGUCAUUGAACCAGUGAAGUUCUCAGAAUGGGCUGCACCAAUAGUACCGGUGUUGAAGCCUGACGGAGGGGCACGCAUUUGUGGAGACUACAAACUCACGGUGAACCCAGUCUCUAAGCUAGAGCAGUAUCCAAUACCAAGGUUGGAAGAUUUGUUUGAGAAGCUGACUGGGGGAGAGAAGUUCAGCAAACUGGACCUUAGUCACGCAUAUCAACAAGUCUCUCUUGAUGAGACAUCAAAGCCGUAUGUCACCAUUAACACACAAAAAGGGCUCUUUCAGGUGAAUCGCUUACCAUUUGGUGUUUCUUCUAGUCCCGCUAUAUUUCAACGAAUGAUGGAAGGACUGCUGUCAAGAAUCCCUAAUGUGGCUGUGUACCUGGACGACAUCCUGCUGACGGGCCGGAGUGACCAUGAGCAUCUGGAGACGUUAAAUGAGGUUCUGAGGCGGCUACAAGAGGCAGGUCUUCGAUUGAAACGCAAUAAAUGUGCCUUCUUGGAGCGAGAGGCGGAAUUCCUGGGGCACAAAGUGGAUUCUGCGGGGCUCCAUCCCCCGCCAAACAAGGUAAAGGCCGUCGGACAAGCACCUGCACCCAAAAAUGUCACAGAAUUGAAGUCCUACUUAGGUUUACUUAACUACUACAACAGAUUCUUACCAAACCUGUCAACGUUGCUGGCGCCCUUACAUAAACUGUUGAGAAAGGAUACACCGUGGUGUUGGAAGGAGGAGCAAGAGAGGGCUUUUGGGGAGUCUAAGAAACUCUUGCAGUCGUCAAAGGUCUUAGUGCAUUAUGACAGCCAGAAAGACUUAUUAUUGGCCUGCGAUGCGUCGCCUUAUGGUGUGGGGGCGGUGUUGUCACAUCGUAUGUCAGACGGGCAAGAGCGACCUAUUGGCUUCAUGUCACGGACACUCACGCCAGCCAAAUCAAACUACUCACAACUGGACAAGGAAGGACUGGCAGUGAUGUUCGGCAUUCAGCGUUUCCAUAAGUACUUGUAUGGAAGGAGGUUUGUCAUUUCCACAGACCACAAACCACUAUUGUCACUUUUCAAUGAGUUGAAAGCUGUGCCUCAAAUGGCAUCCCCUCGCAUCCAAAGGUGGGCGGUGACUUUGAGAGCAUAUGAAUAUGAAAUUGUCUACAAGCCAGGGAAAUAUCACGGCAACGCAGACGCGCUGAGCCGACUGCCCCUGCCUCAGCCAUCGACAGAGAAAGUGCAAGAGGAUCGAGUGCUGAUGAUGGAGGACGCGUUGCUGGUAUCAGCAACCGAAGUGAGCCAGUGGACACGUAAAGACCCUGUGUUGUCCCGAGUUCGGCAGUUCAUUCAACAUAGUUGGCCGUCACAACAGUCAGACCCAGCAUUCCAACCUUAUUCCGUCAGGAAAAUGGAGUUAAGUGUGCAAGAUGGUUGUGUAUUGUGGGGGUCACGCGUGGUGGUGCCCCCGCCAGGUUGGGGAGCUUUGAUUCGCCAACUGCAUCAUGGUCACCCAGGCAUUACCAGAAUGAAAGCCUUAGCACGUAGCUACUUUUGGUGGCCAAAGCUAGAUACAGACAUUGAGACAGUGGUGAAGGGAUGCAGCACAUGUCAAGAACAUCGUAACGUUCCGGCUCCAGCGCCCCUCCACCCUUGGGAGUGGCCAAGCAAACCGUGGCAAAGGCUACACAUAGACUAUGCAGGACCAUUUAUGGGUCAUAUGUUUUUGAUCUUAAUGGAUGCUCAUUCAAAAUGGAUGGACGCAUACCCUGUUUCAACAGCAACUUCAGCUAAAACUAUCGAGUGUCUACGGAAAAGUUUCAGCAGUCAAGGGUUGCCCGAGAUGGUGGUGUCGGAUAAUGGAUCAUGUUUUGUGAGUGCUGAGUUUAAAGAUUUUAUGAAAAAUAACGGCAUUGAUCACAUUACCACGGCUCCAUACUACCCUUCUUCAAACGGUUGCGCCGAGCGGGCAGUCCAGACCUUCAAGUGCAUGAUGAAAAAGGCGGGUGAAGGAAAUAUCCAGACUAACGUUUCGAGGGUGCUAUUUAAUUACCGCAUUACCCCUCAGUCGACCACAGGGUUGUCACCCGCUGAAAUGCUACAAGGUCGUAGGUUAAGAUCAACUUUGGAUCUAGUGCAUCCUGACCUGAGAUCCAAGGUGGAACAGAAGCAGGGCGUUCAAAAGAAGCAUCAUGACAAACAAAGAACAGUGAGAAGUUUCUUAAUCGGAGAUGCAGUCAUCACGCGAAACUUUAGUUAUGGGCCCAAGUGGAUCCAAGGCUUCAUUACCAAAGUCACCGGCCCUGUGUCUUACAAAGUCAUGUUAGGGGAUGGUUCCAUAGUGCGUAGGCAUGUGGACCAGAUACUGGACAGACCUGAACAAAAAGACAUUAUUGACCCGGAGGGAACGGGACCUCCGACAGUACCACUUGUGUCGGCUGACGCUACACCAUUGUCAGAGGAACCUGGAGCAGUAAGCGUGAGUGGUGCUCCGGAAGGGAAUCCACAACUCAGGGACAUAACAACUCCAUCAAUGGUGGUCAUUCCAGAGACCGUGAGGGAAGCGCCGCUGGUGGUGCCUGCACGCCGGUCUCAACGAACUGUGUCUAAACCCAAUUUUCUGAAAGACUAUGUCUGUGGGAAGUAA